AUGUUUGUGAGGUUUGUGCGGUUUUACAGCCGAAGUAUCUGGCCUCCAUUGCGAGCUGAUUCGGGCCUGCUGAAGUAUUUCAAUGUGACAUACGCAAGGUCAUCAGGGCCAGGUGGCCAGCAUGUGAAUAGGACGGAGUCGAAGGCUGUUCUUCGUCUUUCUGCUAAGGGGUGGCAGAGUGCUCGAGGGACCUGGGUCGAUCCAGCCCUUUUUGACCAACUGAUGGCUAAUUACAACGACAAAAACUGCCCAGAAUCCAAACGAUUUCCCUACUUUACAAAUGCGGGCGAUGUGCUCAUUAUGAGCGACUCCACCAGAUACAGACAGAAGAACGUGAUGGAGUGCCUGGAGAAAUUUGUGAGCGCGGUGCAGAGGUGUGGAGAACCAAGGAAGGAGACCGACGAGGCGACGCUGGAGCGGUGGGAGGAUUUGCGUAAAAAGGAGAAGGAGGCGCGAGUACAAGCGAAGCGCAAACUGAAGGACAAGAAGAACGCGCGUCGCAAAAUCAAGAUCGAAUUGUAA
This is a messenger RNA of Ogataea parapolymorpha DL-1, 522 nucleotides long. RefSeq names its product peptidyl-tRNA hydrolase. Gene Ontology annotation, cellular component: mitochondrial large ribosomal subunit. Gene Ontology annotation, biological process: mitochondrial translational termination. The transcript has a single exon. NCBI's taxonomy places the organism in Eukaryota, Fungi, Ascomycota, Pichiomycetes, Pichiales, Pichiaceae. The record is from RefSeq and is a predicted model, not a curated record. The coding region runs from base 1 to 522 and encodes 173 amino acids. Gene Ontology annotation, molecular function: translation release factor activity.